AUUAAAAAACAUACCACCCUGUAACAUCUUCCCUGUAAUUGUGAACAAAAGACAUGAAAAGGGCUUGGUGGGUUGUAAUUACACUCAUGUUUGCCUUGUUUGGUUUUGCAUUUUCGGUAACCAGUGCUCAAGAUAAUGGCGAUGGAGGAGAUCAACAACCAGCUGCACCAACCCCAGCACAACAAGAUUGUGAUGGGAUUUACAUGAGCUAUGACUUCGAAUCUCGGCGCAAAAUCUACCCUUUCCUCAAGAAUGCGGAGAAGCAGGCAUGGGCCUUCAAAUCCACCGCACACAUAGUCAACACAGGCACAUACGAGCUCAAGGCCUGGAAGAUUUAUGUUGGGUUUCAACACAAGGAGAUUCUAGUUGGUGCAACUGGUGCAGUUUUGAUGAACGGUGAUGAUUUCCCGGCUGAUGUUGGGAAUGGGACUUACCUCUCUGGAUCAGGACAGACAGAUUUGAAAACCUCAAUUAGCACUGCAGGAGAUUACACCCAAAUUCAAGCCAAAAUUCAAUUCAGUGGAACCAUGUUUGGUGUCAAGCCAUCUGGGGUCCCCAUGCCUAAAACAAUACGGCUUGUUAACGAUGGAUACAAGUGCCCCUCACCGACCAAUCGCAAGGGGUCUAUGUAUGUAUGUUGUGUUAGGAACCCAAAGUUUAAGGCCAAUGUAACAAAAACCAAGUUCUUGCCUCGGCAGAAGGGCGAUCUCACAAUAGCAUAUGAUGUUAUUCAAGCCUACGAAAAUAAUUACCUUGCUCAGGUAACAAUGGAGAACUGCAGCCCUUUGGGACGUUUGGACCAUUGGAACUUGACCUGGGAAUGGAUGAGAGGGGAAUUCAUAUACAACAUGAAAGGCGCUUAUCCGCGUACAAUUGAUUAUUUGAAUUGUAUAUAUGGUGAUGCUGGAAAAUACUAUCAACAGAUGGAUUUUUCCAAGGUCUUGAACUGUGAAAAGAAACCGGUCAUCGGAGACCUACCUAGAGAGAAAGCAAACGAUACUCAAGUUGGGAAGAUACCCAACUGCUGCAGAAAUGGUAGCAUUUUGCCUCCUAUAAUGGACCAAAGCAAGACCAAAUCUGAUCCACCCGAAAGAUUUAAAGUGGAUGGGGUGCUCAAUCCAGAAUACAAAUGUGGGCAACCUAUAAGGGUAGAUCCUGCUCAAUUUCCAGACCCAAGUGGUCUUCAGGCUACAAGCUUAGCCAUUGCAAGCUGGCAAAUAGUUUGCAACAUAACAAGGGCCAAAACCAGGAAGCCGAAGUGUUGUGUUUCAUUCUCUGCUUAUUACAAUGAGUCUGUGAUCCCCUGCAACACAUGUGCCUGUGGUUGCAGUGACACAAAAAAAUGCAACCCAAAAGCCCCUGCCCUUCUUCUCCCUCCAGAAACACUUCUUGUUCCCUUUGAAAAUAGGACAAAGAAGGCCAUAGCUUGGGCAAGCAUAAAGCACCAUCAUGUGCCCAAGCCACUGCCUUGUGGUGACCAUUGUUCAGUUAGUGUAAAUUGGCAUCUCUUAUCAGAUUACAAGGAUGGCUGGACAGCUAGAAUCACAUUAUUCAAUUGGGACAAAACCAACUUUGAAGAUUGGUUUACUGCCGUGCAGCUCAAGAAAGCUACCGCUGGUUAUGAAAAGGCGUACUCUUUCAAUGGGACCAAAAUUCCCAAGCUGGACAACAUCAUCUUCCUCCAAGGCUUGAAGGGCUUGAAUUUUUUGGUGGCUCAGAAAAAUGGAACGAAGCCGGAAAAAGAUCCCAAGGUACCUGGAAAGCAACAAUCUGUGAUUUCCUUUAAAAAGAAGCAUACACCAGACAUAGAAGUAGCUAAAGGAGAUGGGUUUCCUACAAGGGUGUUUUUCAAUGGAGAAGAAUGUUCUCUUCCUACUCAACUUCCACUAUCACACGGAAACUGUCUUCAUGUAAAUUUUGUAGUUGCAAUUUUCCUUUCACUUCUGAGUUUUGUUAUGUAAUUAAUUAAUCUUAGGCUAAAACAUAUUGUUCUUCAUUUA
This is a messenger RNA of Prunus mume (Japanese apricot), 2000 nucleotides long. Lineage: Eukaryota; Viridiplantae; Streptophyta; Magnoliopsida; Rosales; Rosaceae. The record is from RefSeq and is a predicted model, not a curated record.